Messenger RNA from Diospyros lotus (date-plum), 1753 nucleotides. RefSeq lists its product as uncharacterized. Lineage: Eukaryota; Viridiplantae; Streptophyta; Magnoliopsida; Ericales; Ebenaceae. The transcript has 6 exons. Gene Ontology annotation, cellular component: Golgi apparatus. Bases 27 to 1310 code for a protein of 427 amino acids. The record is from RefSeq and is a predicted model, not a curated record.
AUCCAUUCGGUUCCACUGGUCGCCAUAUGCUUCUUCUUCUUCACCGUCCAAAGAGUAUACAGUACGGUCGUCUCCCGUUUAUUCACUCUGCACCUGGCUCUGCAACGUCAAUGGCGAUCCAGAGACCCCCGAGGAGCAAACAGAAGCCCAGAUCCCCAAUCCUCACGCUCACACUCUCCAUCGCAGCAAUUUCCCUCUUAUACUACCUCUCUUCUCUGGUUUCUGCGAUUGGAUUCUCACUUUCCUCUGGAAGAGCCCCGGGAAGCGUUUUGUUUAACCAUCGCUCAACCUUCAAUGGCUCCGGAAAGUACGUGUAUUGGGGAAACAGAAUCGACUGUCCUGGAAAGCAUUGCGAAUCCUGCGAGGGUUUGGGCCACCAGGAGUCCAGCCUCAGGUGUGCCCUCGAAGAAGCCCUAUUUCUUCAGAGGACUUUUGUGAUGCCUUCAAGGAUAUGUAUUAAUCCAAUACACAAUAAGAAAGGGAUUCUUCAUCAGUCUGGCAAAGUGACUUCAGAGGAGACGUGGACAGCUAACUCCUGUACCAUGGAUUCUUUGUACGAUCUGGAUCUCAUAUCCAACACUAUCCCUGUAAUUCUGGACAACUCGGAAUCGUGGCAUCAUGUUCUCUCGACAGGUAUGAAGCUGGGGGACAGAGGGAUUGCCCAUGUACAAGGAGUUAGUCGGGCUGAUCUUAAAGAGAAAAGUCAAUACUCAAAUAUCUUGCUCAUUAACAGAACUGCUAGCCCUCUUUCAUGGUUUAUGGAGUGCAAGGAUCGAAAUAAUAGAAGUGCUAUAAUGUUGCCAUAUUCAUUUCUACCUUCAAUGGCUGCCAAGAAACUAAGGAAUGCUGCUGAAAAGAUUAAGACAUUCCUUGGUGAUUACGAUGCUAUUCAUGUUCGUCGAGGUGAUAAGUUGAAAACCAGGAAGGAUAGGUUUGGCAUUGCAAGGACCUUGCAUCCCCAUCUUGAUCGGGAUACCCGUCCAGAGUUUAUCCUUUGCAGAAUUUCCAAAUGGGUACAGCCAGGAAGAACACUUUUCAUCGCUUCAAAUGAGAGGAUGCCGGGAUUCUUCUCGCCUCUUGCUGUCAGGUAUAAGCUGGCAUAUUCGUCAAACUAUAGCAGUAUAUUAGAUCCAUUGAUUGAAAACAACUACCAACUGUUCAUGGUAGAAAGGCUUAUUAUGAUGGGAGCCAAAACGCUUAUACGAACAUUCAAGGAAAACGAUACAGAUCUAGGCCUCACUGACGAUCCGAAGAAAAAUACAAAGUCGUGGCAAAUUCCUGUUUAUACCAUGGAUGGGGAAAGCUGCUAGUUGCAGUUCUUCAAGAGGCUGCCAUAUUUCUAAGAUUCUUGUGCAUCACCUUCCAUGUUGUGUUUGCUCAAUUUUCUUCCUCCAUUUCUCUUGUUCUUCAAGAAGUUGAACAAGGAUGGAUUGAUUCGAGAAACCCGAAUCUUGUAGCUUUGGAUAGAUAUGAAAACAACCGUGAGCUCUGCGUGGGAAGAUUGAGAGGUUUGCCAAUGGUGUAAAUUAUGUUGCGAGAUACUUUCUUUUUGUAUACAUAUACACAGAAAGUUUCCGGAUUUCAAUUGUUUGAUUCUUUGAGCUACAUGUGUAUUGAGUUUUGGUUGGCAUAUUGAUUGAUCUUCUUGGUUAUUCCCACACGGGAAAUGGAGAUUAAGUACUGAGGAUGUUCUUUAUAAAAUAACAAUCGAAAAAGAGGUAAAUUGUCUCUAGUGUCAUGUGGUUUGGCUCAA